This is a messenger RNA of Periophthalmus magnuspinnatus, 1217 nucleotides long. RefSeq names its product ATPase H+ transporting accessory protein 2 (gene atp6ap2). Gene Ontology annotation, biological process: positive regulation of Wnt signaling pathway. NCBI's taxonomy places the organism in Eukaryota, Metazoa, Chordata, Actinopteri, Gobiiformes, Gobiidae. Gene Ontology annotation, molecular function: signaling receptor activity. The transcript has 9 exons. Gene Ontology annotation, cellular component: membrane; external side of plasma membrane. The coding region runs from base 60 to 1148 and encodes 362 amino acids. The record is from RefSeq and is a predicted model, not a curated record.
GGGGGAUCUUGCGGAAGUGACGUCAGAGCAGGUCAGCUGAUCUGUGCUGAAGGGGAAAGAUGUCGACGGUGAGCUAUCCAAGGAUGGAGGCUGCUUUUGUCGCUGUGCUCGCUCUCUUUCUCGUUGCCACCAAUGGUGUACAUGGAAACAGCCUGACAAUUCUCCAAGCUCCAGAGUUUGUCUCCUUCCAAAAAGGUGACUGGCCAAUAUCUGGAGAGAAGGUCCCAGACCUGGUGGCUUUAACUAUGGGCUUUUCUGUUCAGGAGGAGCUGUCCUGGCCAGGCCUUCAAGCUGGGCCAUUAUUUCAGCGUCCCAGAGCAAAUGUCCUUGUUGUAGUGAGAGGAGCUGAUAACCUCUCCCUGCCUCAGAAUGUUGCCAGUUAUCCCUUGGAGAAUGCUGUCCCCUUUACUUUGGAUAAUGUUGCAGAGACCGUUCACUCUCUGUUUGCUGAGGACACUCCUGUUGUGUUGCAGCUUGCACCAAGUGAAGAAAGGCUGUAUAUGCUUGGUAAAGCUAAUGCCGUGUUUGAAGACCUACCAGUCACUCUGCAGCAAAUUCGUGCCCGUCUCUCCCAAGAAGGCUCAGUGCUGGCUUCUUUGCCACUGAACUCUCUCAGCAGAAAUUCAGAGGCGGAUCUGCUCUUCCUUUCUGAGGUCCAAGUGCUCCAUGAUAUUACAGCUUUGUUGCAGAGACAUAGACAUUUAGCCAAGGACCACUCUCCUGAUCUGUAUUCCCUGGAGUUGUCUGGCCUGGAGGAGCUGAGCAGGCUCUAUGGAAAAGAAUCACCUCAGUACAAGGAUGCCACUGCUAUUCUUUCUUCCAUCUUACAAAAGUUUGCUGAAGAUGUGUACAGUCUCUAUGGCAACAGUGCGGUGGUGGAAGUUGUGACUGUGAAAACCUUCGAGGCCCCUUUGACCAGAAAGUCUCGUUCUAUCCUGGAAUCAAAGCAGAUUAGCAACCCAGGCAGCCCUUAUAACCUGGCUUAUAAAUAUAACUUCCAGUAUGCUGUUGUGUUCAACAUUGUCCUGUGGCUAAUGAUUGCUUUGGCUCUUGCUGUCAUUGUUAUUGCAUACAACCUAUGGAACAUGGACCCAGGAUAUGACAGCAUAAUCUACAGGAUGACCAAUCAAAAAAUCAGGAUGGACUAAGUUCUUAUCGUUGUGAUCUAUAUUUACAUUGUUCACUUUGAAUGUUUGUGUUGUGUGUGAAGUUUUGCC